UCACACAGUGUUACUUAACCUCGACAGCAAAUCUCUUCUCAAGUUUCGAACAUGAUGUUGUCGCCAUAUAAAUCCAAGUGCAUCAUAAUUUUUGGAUUUUCUAUAGCCAGAGCGGCAGUUGCACACGCCUUGUGAUUGUCAAUGGCGUGUUCUACUUAUGCACAGCCUGCUGGUUAUACAGAAGUCGAUGUGUCGCCUCACAGAAUACUUACCUCUUGUAACGAUUCCAUCACCGGUCCCAAAUGACUAUCUGCACCUAAUUCGUCCUCUGUUGGACAGGAGAUGGGUUUUUGGGAAACUAGAAACCUACCGUUCCUAUGGUUACUUCGGCAAAACUGUUUCAGAUGGUCUCUCGGAUAACAGUGGCCAGAUGAUUGUAUUUAGGCAGGAUUCAAUUAUUGCCACCACGUGCGACUGAUCGGAGAUGGUAUAAUGAUUCACCGCUUAUCGAGUUGUCCAUCGUAACAACAGGAAAGGGACCAGGAGAUGGAUCCAGAAAGGGCUGUGAAUCUAUCAACGAAGCGAACGUAGCAAAUGCUAGGCUGUUCAACACUGAUCGAUGGCCGAGAAUUACCAAUCACGAGGAUCCAAAGUUAAGCUUAACUCAUGCUGUGCGAUUGUAUUUGAGAAUGAUCUGACGAGCUAGAGCAAGGUCGCUGCAUCAGGCGUGCGUGUUCAUGGGCGAAAUCGGUAUCGCCACAACCACGCGCACGAAAACGCGCAGGGAUUGGCUGCUCAUGAACACAAGCUCAAAGCACGUUGAACUUCAACGCAUAAUCAUUCGCAACUCAUCAAAACAUCAUAUCGCCGGCAGGUCUUCCUUGUGACCUCGGGUUGACACCGUCGCAGGCAAAGUGUACAGACGUGCUGGUUAUGGGAUUCUUAAAAACGUAGCCAUGACCGCGGCGAGUUUCGCCGCAUGGCUUGUAUUCCUCUGCCCAUAUCCACCAUGACGUACCAAAAAUCCGUCGACGUCGCCAAUGUUGAGGAGCUCUACGAUGAGGAGUUCCCAGAAGCUCUUCGAGGCAAACGAGUCGCAGUUUUUAGUGAGUCCCUCGGCCCCAUCAACGGGGUCAGUAGGACGACCACACAAAUCAUUCGCUAUCUCCAGGCAAAUGGAAUGGAACUGAAGCUCAUCGCCCCUCACUAUUCUGGGGAGUCUAAACGACCAGCUCUCGCCAUAGGACCUGUGCGUCGACUGGGUGGUAUGCCGCUUCCGUACAGCCCAGAGUUGUCCGUUGCUUAUCCUUUUCGUUUCGACCGUGUGUGCGGCCAAUUCAAACCAGACAUUGUGUAUCUUGCAAGCCCAGCAUCCGUCGGUUUUCAGGCUAUGCUUCAACUUCGAUGUCUUGCAAACCCCCCACCGGUCAUCGGCAACUUCCAGACAGAUCUUUCUGCAUAUUCGGAUAUCCUCUUUCCAUCGCCCAUGGAUAGCUACGCUGUUUGGUUGUUGCGGCUGGUGGAGGGAUAUCUCUAUAGCCAUGAGUCAGUAAAGGCCAUUUUCUACCCGUCAAAUCCAGUAGCCGAAUACAUGGCCGAGGCUGGGGUGCAAAGAAAUAAAAUGGUCCAUCUCGGUCGUGGUGUCGAUACGGAACUCUUCACUCCGAGACGACGUGAUGAGGGCUAUCGAAGAGAACUUGCCCCAAGUGGCGAAAUCAUUCUGGUCUGCGUGGGACGUCUUGCGCCGGAGAAGGGAUUUGGUUAUCUGGCUAAAGUUGCUCAACGACUUGCACAACUACAAGUUCCUUUCAAGUUGGUAAUCACAGGCGGCAACAGGAACCCGGCAGUGGAGGAAGAAGUUCGUGGUUUCUUCGCACCAAUUAGAGAUCGAGUAGUGUUCACUGGUUUCCUCGAAGGUGCUGCCCUAGCCCGGAUCUACGCCUCUGCCGAUAUUUUUCUGCACUGCUCAGUUACGGAAACCUUUGGGCUUGUUGUGCUCGAAGCCAUGGCUUGCGGUGUCCCUGUGAUUGCUCGUGAUGCAGGAGGCCCUUCAGAAAUUGUCCGCAACGGCAUCAGCGGCUAUUUGGUUGAUCAAGACGAUCUUGAGUUGUUUGUUGAGAAGACGGUUUACCUGAUUACAAAUACAGAAAGCCGCCAACGCAUGUCAAAAGCCUCACGGGCGAUUGCCGAAAAAACAACUUGGAAGCGUAUCAACAACCGCGUUGCCUGGCAGAUUUUGCAAACCUUGCAGGAACAAGAGGCUGCCUCAAACUUGUAUGACCGGUCGUACUCAAGGCAGUCGCUCGCUUGGUGUCGUGCUCUUGUCGGCACAAUCUAUGUCGAGCUGAAGAUCAAUCUUGCCAUGCUCCUCAUCAACCUAUUCUGGAUCAUCGCAGUAAUUCCUCUGCUGAUUCAUGGCAAUCUCGCAUUCCCACGUAACAGACAAACCAGCGGCGCACAGGUCUUUCCUGCUCUUCCACCCACUGUCACAAGGCCAACCACAAAACGGGCAACGCCGUGAACUAUAACUCUUUGUAGUACGACUGCAUGACUGAAGCAUCUGCAAAUGCACCACGGCUCUUUUCUCAACAUUUCAUUUUUAUGGCUCAGGGGGUGAUUUUACCCGUAUAAAUGACUUGAUAGGGAAGAGAAUUUGGGACUAUGCGAUGCCUGGGAUGAUAGUUCAUGUGGACGACCCAAGAUACCCCAAUUUCAUGAUCUUUUUAUUCCUUUCUAGUGCAGGCUAAUCGAUUCCAUUUGGUUGCUUUCUUUUAAUUAUCGCAGAAAAUUUAGUUAUCAGAUAUGAUAUACGGAGAAAUUCCCUUUGGUAUCUAUGGACUGAUUCUGACGCUUUUUAAAAUUAAGAAUAACUUGACUAGA
Verruconis gallopava is the source of this 2820-nucleotide messenger RNA. RefSeq lists its product as uncharacterized. The coding region runs from base 920 to 2461 and encodes 513 amino acids. Gene Ontology annotation, molecular function: glycosyltransferase activity. NCBI's taxonomy places the organism in Eukaryota, Fungi, Ascomycota, Dothideomycetes, Venturiales, Sympoventuriaceae. The record is from RefSeq and is a predicted model, not a curated record. The transcript has a single exon.